AUGACCCGAGUGGACCCAUACCCAGGACCAGUUACAGUACAAUUGAACAAGUUGUUGGCAUGGCUCCCAUUCACAUACAACCGGUGUGGAUGGCAAAGGAGACAGAGUAAUGCUAUGAAUAAUGAUGAUAGCUGUGGUUAUCAGAGGAGAUGGGAUCAUCAAGGCCCCCAGGGCUACUAUCUAGCCCCUCCAUUGCCGCAUGAGCUCCCAGAUGUUAAUGAACUAGAGUUUGAAGUGAAGGUACUCUUUGCCUCUGACGAGCAGUGCGCUGCAUGGAUGGCACGAGCAAUUGGCGAGGAGAUUACGACUAGAAUUGAAAACGAAAAGCGGAUGGGGAUAAGGCGAGAGCAGGAUGGCUGGCAGGACCGGGAAGAAUGGGUUUGGAGAGAUUGGUUAAAUGAGCAAGAUAGUACUCAUGAGCGGUUCCUGACUUCCUUUCAAUUGUUCAAUCCGUUUUCGAUUCAGCUGAUCUUGUCAUUAUGUUCGCUAAAGGAAUUUAUAGCUAUGGAACAUAAAGAACGCGUCAAGGCCGUAGGGAAAUUUAUUGAUUCGAAAGUAUUGAAAAUAUUUAAUAAGGCCAUAACCACACCUUUAAACUGA
Lobosporangium transversale is the source of this 600-nucleotide messenger RNA. RefSeq lists its product as hypothetical. The coding region runs from base 1 to 600 and encodes 199 amino acids. Lineage: Eukaryota; Fungi; Mortierellomycota; Mortierellomycetes; Mortierellales; Mortierellaceae. Gene Ontology annotation, molecular function: single-stranded DNA binding; ATP hydrolysis activity. Gene Ontology annotation, biological process: resolution of meiotic recombination intermediates. The record is from RefSeq and is a predicted model, not a curated record. The transcript has 3 exons. Gene Ontology annotation, cellular component: condensed nuclear chromosome.